AUGCCAAAGAGAAAAAUAGUUCCGAAUAAAGACAACAGCAAGCGCACGGUUUCUCACGAUGACCUGACCCCACAAAUACAAGAAUUUCAGAAUCUAAUGGAUCUGGAAUCUAAAAAAGCCGAGAUUAUCAGACAAUCAUAUUCGAAACAAAACUCCCUUUUGGCCAAGGAUAACUCAGUAUUAAAAAUCAAAGUGAACGGUUUGGAGAAGAAAAUAAGCCAGCUGGUGCAAGAAAAUGUGACUCUACGAUCUAAAACCUCUAUAAGCGAGGCUAUUUACAGAGAACGGUUGAGUAAUCAACUACAGAUUAUUGAAAAUGGAAUCAUCCAAAGGUUUGACGAAAUUUUCUACAUGUUUGAAAAUGUUCGUAAAAAUGAAAACUUACCUAGUUCAAAUUUAAAAUCUCUGUUGAAAAGAACAAGUUCCAGGUCAAGAUCAUGCUCAUUGUCGUCGCCCACAUACUCAAAAAAUUCUAACGAGCAGUCGAGUCACCAGUAUCAUCCCUCACAUGAAUCAAGUUUCAAUAAAGAUGACAGUCAGGAUCUUGAACCCAAGACAAAAAAAAGAAAGAGCUCUAGGCGGCAAUCCAUGUUUAUAUCCACAAGUUUAGAGCCAGAAGAUGAAACCAUUCAGCAGGAACCCAUAACGAAUGAGCCUUCUCUGAAGGUACCCGUAGGACUACCCGAAUCUGCGCAAAUAGAAGAAGCAACAGAUACAUUAAAUAUUGAAGAGGAAGAUAAUGAUUCAACCAGCAAUUUUACCAAUUCAAUUAUAGAAUAUUCCAUACCCGAAGAAAACUCUACAGAACCCGAGCAUUCAUCUUCUAAACUAGAAAUAUUCAAUGAUAGCACAAAUAUCCUAACUACUGCAUCACCAAAUCAUUCAUCGCUACGUUUACCGAAUCCAUCGGAUCCACCGGCUAAUUUGGGGGCCACCAUUGGUGAUACUGCAGCUGUCUAUUCUUCAUCAUCUUCUUCUACAAACUCUCACCCAAAGGCGAAAAUUAAACAUUCCAUGAAGCCACCUAGAAUAGAAUUGAAAAAGAAAGUUAUUGACGAAGUUAUGCCCGUAAGUAAUGUGAGCAACAAUAGCGAAAUAUCAUUUACUAGAACAAGAAGAACUCGUGGCAGAGCCGUAGAUUACACAUUACCUUCACUAAGGGCAAAAAUGAGGAGACCCUCUGAAAAACUUGUGGAUGCUACUACCGUGAUUGAUAUACAUGAUUUACAAGUUUCCAACAGAAAUCGGGAGACCUCACAUAAGAGAAAAAGUUUAUCCAAUGAUUCAAUACCCGAUGAACCGCAAUUGAGAGAAGUUGUCGUCUCUAAAGAUUAUGGAACUCCAAACGGGAAGGAGACCGAAGAACAAAUACACAGCAAUACCACUCACCCAAUAACAACUAUAAACAACAGCAGCAGCCAGAGAAAAGUAGAAAAUAAAAGUAGCAACAGUAGCUCCCAAAAAUCGUCGCCUCUACUUGACAUUACCAAUAAAUCCGAGAAUAAGAGGAAGUUGAUGAGGACUAAAAAAUUGUUCAAAAAUGCUAUUGUCAAUAAUUUAUCUGAUGAAAAUUCCACUUCCCGACAUUCGAAGUUACAAAAAGGAAUCAUAACUGAUAAUGGCAAUAACAACAACAACAACAAUUCUAAUUUCAAUAGCGUUAAUAAUAAAUCUGUCAGCUUUAGAUUAAAUGAAGAUGAUUUAGCAAUAUUUGACUUAUUUGGAAAUGGUAAGACAGUAAAACAUCAGGCAAAAACAUAUCGCACCAAAAAAUGA
Messenger RNA from Saccharomyces mikatae IFO 1815, 1776 nucleotides. It is a transcript of the gene SGO1, whose product is annotated as Sgo1p. Bases 1 to 1776 code for a protein of 591 amino acids. The record is from RefSeq and is a predicted model, not a curated record. Gene Ontology annotation, biological process: meiotic chromosome segregation. Lineage: Eukaryota; Fungi; Ascomycota; Saccharomycetes; Saccharomycetales; Saccharomycetaceae. The transcript has a single exon. Gene Ontology annotation, cellular component: chromosome, centromeric region; nucleus.